AUGGACUCAUCGCGAAGCAACUUCCAGACCCUCAAGGGCAAAGUCGCCAUCAUCACAGGUGCUUCCCGAGGGCUUGGUGCGGGUUUCGCGUUUGAGUUGGCCCGGAGAGGUGCCAAGAUUGUGGCAACAUAUACAUCUCCAAACAGCGAAAAGCUCGUUGAGGAGCUUUCAGCGAAGAUCGCCUCACUCGACCCUCCGUCUCAAUGCGUUGGUGUCCGGGCAGACCUCCGAGAACCUGACAGCGCUAAAGAGAUAAUCGAGCGAGCCAUCAGCGCGUUUGGACCUCAAAUCGACAUUCUUGUCAACAACGCAGGCGCCGAGCUGGUAAAGCAUCACACUGAUAUUACACCCGCCGACUUUGACUACAUCUAUCGCCUCAACGUGCUCGCUCCACUGCUCCUCCUCCAGGCUACAAAACCUUAUCUCCCUUCUGCAGGCGGUGGCCGAAUCAUCAACAUCUCUUCUGUUGGCGCACGAUACGGGUUUAAAGGCCUCUCUUUGUAUUGCUCAUCCAAAGCUGCACUGGAAGGCAUGACGCGCUGUUGGGCUGCGGAGCUAGGCGAGGAGGGACACACUGUCAACGCAGUAAACCCAGGGCCUGUGCAGAGCGAGAUGUUGGAUAACAUUCCACAAGAUAUUGUGGCGAUGCAAAAAGCACAAACGCCAGCGGGAAAUAGACUGGGAUCCGUCGAUGAUGUUGCCCAAAUCGUUGCGUGGUUGGCGUCAGAAGAAAGUCGCGCCCUGGGCCACUUGUGGGACUCCAUCCUGAUGGGGGUCAAAGCUGCCUUUAUCGGAGCCGCUGGUGCAACCCUCAGCCAUGUUCUUACAUGGACAUUGCUCGCCGGUCACAACGUGGUAGCUCUGGUCCGAGAUGCUUCCAAGCUCAGGAAGAUCUUGACAAGCAACAAUGUCUCGGAAGAGAUCCUGCAAUCCCAGCUGGUCAUAGUUGAGGGCUCUUCCCGCGAUGUAACUGCGGUUAGUAACCUUCUUCGACAUGAGCCAGAUAUCAUUUUCACUGGCAUCACGAGUCUGCCAAGCUUCCAUUGGAACCCUCUUCGCCCGAUCUCAAUGCAGGACUCGACUAUUACCGGAGACUCGGCGGCGGCUGUUGUGGAGUCACUUCGACAGCUAAAAGCGAGGAACGCGAUUUCGAAUUCACCAAUUUUUGUACCAAUAUCGUCUACUGGCCAUGGUACACAGCGAGACCAGCCGUUGCUCCUGAUCCCACUGUAUCUAUGGCUUCUACCAGUUGCGCAGGCCGACACAGCAGUACUGGAGCGAGUGGUACGGGAAGCAGCAACGCAAGACAGCGCACCGCUUGGUGGCGUCCCUUCGAGUGGGCUGGGUUUGGGAAGACGACCUGUAUAA
Messenger RNA from Fusarium keratoplasticum, 1368 nucleotides. RefSeq lists its product as uncharacterized. The record is from RefSeq and is a predicted model, not a curated record. Bases 1 to 1368 code for a protein of 455 amino acids. The transcript has 5 exons. Gene Ontology annotation, molecular function: oxidoreductase activity. Lineage: Eukaryota; Fungi; Ascomycota; Sordariomycetes; Hypocreales; Nectriaceae.